Molecule: messenger RNA, 1035 nt
Organism: Galdieria sulphuraria
Lineage: Eukaryota; Rhodophyta; Bangiophyceae; Galdieriales; Galdieriaceae
Product: sarcosine dimethylglycine methyltransferase
Exons: 1
Coding region: 19-912 (297 amino acids)
Molecular function (GO): S-adenosylmethionine-dependent methyltransferase activity
Source: RefSeq, a predicted model, not a curated record
UAUUUUCUAGAGUGGACCAUGAGAGUGGAAAAUAGCAACGGACAGUCGCAACCAGCCGCAACUUCGAAAACAGUGAAGGAUAACGCUGAGAUCUAUUACGACAAUGACGAUAGUGAUCGGUUCUACUUCCACGUGUGGGGUGGCGAAGACAUCCAUGUCGGACUUUAUAAGGAACCAGUUGACCAGGAUGAGAUAAGAGAAGCCAGUUUGCGUACAGACGAAUGGCUCGCAUCGGAACUUGCGAUGACUGGAGUGUUGCAGCGUCAAGCGAAAGGUCUUGACUUGGGAGCAGGAUACGGAGGUGCGGCCAGGUUUCUUGUAAGAAAAUUUGGAGUUUCCAUUGACUGCCUUAACAUCGCACCUGUCCAAAAUAAGAGGAACGAAGAAUAUAAUAGUCAAGCAGGACUGGCGGAUAAUAUCACCGUCAAGUAUGGAAGUUUCUUGGAGAUUCCUUGUGAAGACAAUUCCUAUGACUUUAUCUGGAGUCAAGAUGCGUUCUUACAUUCCCCUGAUAAGUUGAAGGUAUUUCAAGAGUGCGCAAGGGUCCUGAAGCCUGGAGGAGUCAUGGCCAUAACGGACCCGAUGAAGGAGGAUGGUAUUGAUAAAAGUUCAAUUCAGCCCAUUCUUGACCGCAUUAAACUUCAUGAUAUGGGCAGCUUGGGACUCUAUCGCAGUUUGGCGAAGGAAUGUGGCCUUGUCACUCUUAGAACUUUCAGCAGACCUGACUCUCUUGUUCAUCAUUACUCUAAAGUGAAAGCUGAGCUUAUCAAGAGGUCCAGUGAAAUCGCUUCUUUCUGCAGUCCUGAGUUCCAGGCGAAUAUGAAGCGGGGUUUGGAACACUGGAUUGAAGGGGGAAGAGCAGGAAAGCUAACUUGGGGAGGAAUGCUAUUUCGCAAGUCCGACAAAAUAUAGAUAUGUACUAGUGAAAUAGAACAGUAUUUACAUUUCUAUCAACGCAGUUAUUAAGUAAAGGAAAAACUGUUGAAAGUAUUCGGAAAGCUGUAUUUUCGCUUCGGUUAACAUUGUUUCACUUUU